Daktulosphaira vitifoliae (grape phylloxera) is the source of this 1977-nucleotide messenger RNA. Its product is annotated as trichoplein keratin filament-binding protein-like. The record is from RefSeq and is a predicted model, not a curated record. Lineage: Eukaryota; Metazoa; Arthropoda; Insecta; Hemiptera; Phylloxeridae. The transcript is spliced from 11 exons. Bases 285 to 1745 code for a protein of 486 amino acids.
UUUAAUAAUAAUAUGUUGGUUGGGUUUAUAAAAUUCUUAUGUAUUACUUGACACUUUUAUUAAUUCAUUUAUUUUUUAAACUUUUUUAAUUAUUACUAACAUUUUUAAUGAUUGACGUGGAUAAAAUUUCAAUAAUUUAGUUAUAUAUAAUGAUCAAUUAUAUCAUUAUGAAAGCUGAAAUAACAAAAAAUACUAUAAUUUUUUAAUAUUUUAACUACGUAUUGUUUAAAUCUACUUGAGACCAAUCUAAGUUAAGACUUAGCAUUUUAUUUUUUUAAUAUAAGAUGAGUUUUAAUCGUCGGCCUAACCAAGCACAAUUAUAUGAAGCUUUACAUAAAAAAAGAGCAGCUGAAUAUGAAGCUAAAGAACAAUGGGCAGGUAUUACUCAAUAUUUUAAGACUUGGCAAAAUAAAUCUAACAAAUUCAGUACAUGGACAUCACCAGCAUAUUACCAAAAGAGUUUAGAGUUACAAUUAGAGAUUAAAAAACAAGAGCAAAAAAAAAUUGAUGAUGAAAUAAAGGAACAGAAAAAAUGGGAAAAAAAAAUUCAGGAUAGACAGCAACAAGAUGAAGAAUUUAAGAAAGAACAAAUGAAAAAAAAACCUAUUUGCCUAUCAAAACCACAUUCUUCAAUACAAAAAAUUCCAAAUGAAGAUAUGGCUAAAGAGUUGCAUCUUAAACAAGAUGCAAUAAAAAGUAGAGAAAUGGAAUUAAAACAAUACGCCCAGAUAAAUAAAUGUAAUACUGUAUCUAAAGAGAAUGAAAAUAGAAUACUUCAGUGUUCAUCAAAAUCUGCAUGGGAUGAUCAAAUACAAAAAAAAUUGCUCGCAAGGCAAAAAGAACAAGAAAAAUUACUUACCAAACAACAACAAUUUCAUGAAGAAUUAAUUAAAGAACGACUAGAAGAAGAAAAAAAUCAUCAAAAUAGACAAAAUUUAAUGUCACAAAUUAAGAAUGAUCUUGUAGAUAAAGUUGCUGAACUCCAAGUGAGUUCUGUUUGUUAUGAAGAGUUAAAAAAAAAAGAAGAUGCAUAUAUAAAUUUUCAAAAAAAGUUUGAAAAUAUAAAACAAGAGAGAAUUAUUCAAGAAGAACAUAUUUUAGAAAACAGAAUGAGGACAAAAUUAACUAAACAGUAUCAAACAGAGUUAAAACAUAAGUCAAAAAAAAUGCUACAGUAUAUGCAAGAAGAUAGUAAAUUCUUAAUAAAUCUUAUUGAUCUGAUUUCUAUCUCAAAUAUUGGUAUAGUAGUAGAUGAAAAAAUAAAAAAAAUUCAAGAAAUUCUUAAACAAUAUGAAAAUAAAGAAUCACAUAAGUUACACUUUAUGGGUUUUUUGUUUGAAGAGGAAGCACGAAAUAUGUGGAAUUCGCAACAAGAACACUGGGAAAAAGAGUAUGAAAUAAGGAAAACUGAAAUUGAUUGCUUACUUAAAGAUAUUGCUGUACAAUUAGAUGAUAAAAUUAAAAAAUGUUUGGAUGAGCAACGUAUUUUAAUUGAAGAAAGAGAAAAUAUUUUAAAAAUUAUAAAUGAUGGUAAUAAUGAUUUGAAAAAAAUGGAAAUAGAAUCUAAACAAUUCCAUAAAUUAUACCCAAAUUUCUACAAUCAGAUACAGAAGUGCAAUGGUGAAAACCAGAAUGGGUCUGGGAUUGAACUUAUAGAUAAUGAGCAACUCAAUUUGGGUAUAACUCAAUUAAAUCUACUUAAUGAUAAACCAACUGAUUAUAGAAGAAAAAGAGCAAUUUGGUAAUUGUUCAUUUUUAUUUUAGUCCAUUUUACAUUAAAUUAAAAAGUUAAAUGAUCAUAAAUUAGUGAUCGAGAAAUAUAUUCUUUUGAGUUAUUAAUAAAUUUUGUUGAAAUUUUUUGAUAAAGAUAAAUAUAAUUUUUUUUAAUAAUGUUUUACUAUGGAUAUUAUGCUUUACAUUUUGUGUAAAAUCAUAUAAUUUAAAUAUACAUUGAAAUUUAUGGUAUAUAACUGAAAA